This is a messenger RNA of Rotaria sp. Silwood2, 1140 nucleotides long. NCBI's taxonomy places the organism in Eukaryota, Metazoa, Rotifera, Eurotatoria, Philodinida, Philodinidae. The record is from the annotation of a GenBank genome assembly.
AUGAACAAUGUAUUAUCAUCCUGUACUAAUUUUUCUGUAGUUUAUUUAGAUGAUAUAGUCAUUUUUUCUCGUACUCACGAUGAACAUUUAAUUCAUCUUGAAAAAGUUUUAAAUGCUUUACAAUUACAUAAUUUAACAUUAACUCCAACAAAAUGUGAAAUAGCUAAACAAACAAUUGAAUAUUUAGGACAUGUAAUUAAUUCAACAACAAUUACUCCAUUAUCAGACACAAUAAAAUCAAUUGUUUUAUUACCAGAACCUAAAUCAUUAGCUCAAGCAAACCGUUUUAUAGGUGCUCUAUCAUGGUACAGAAAAUUUAUUCCAAACUUUGCAAGUAUUGCAGCACCUAUUCAUGCCAUAACCAAUCUUUCAAAAUCACAUCGAUAUAAAUUUAAAUGGGGUCCUGAACAAUCAAAAUCUUUUAAUGAUUUAAAACAAUUAUUAACCUCAUCUCCACUUCUUUUGAAUUUUCCUGAUGAUACACAACCUGUAUUAUUAUCAACUGAUGCAUCUAAAGUAGGAACAGGUGGUGUUCUUUACCAAAAGAUUAAUAAUGUUAAAAAAAUACUUUAUUAUCAUUCCGAAUUAUUAUCAUCAUCAUCAUCAUCACAAAAACGUUAUCAUCCUAUUGAACUUGAAGUAAUAGCAAUAUUUAAAUGUAUUAAUCGAAUGAAAUCCUUUUUACUUGGUCAAAAUAUAAUUAUUUACACUGAUAAUUGUCCUAUUUGUCAUUUGAUGGACAAACACAUUGAUAAUAAACAUGUUGAAAAAAUAUCAAUAUUACUUCAAAAAUUUAAUAUUCAACAAAUUAUACAAGUCAAAGGAAAAUAUAAUUGUCUACCUGAUUAUCUUUCACGUCAUCCUAUCUCAUAUGAUGAUGGAUUGCUUGAUUCUGAAUAUGGGUUAGGAUUCACGGAAGAUAAAUCUUCUAUUCAAUUGCCUGGUGCAGUUGUUACACGAUCACAAUCUAAAGCAACAUCGGCUAAUGUUACCUCUCCAUCUUCAACACAAACUCCUUCAGCUUCCUCAUCGUUUCCUUCAGCUGUUUCUACUCAUUUAAGUUAUCUUAAUCAAUAUUUCGAUCUUACGAAAUUAAAAGAACAUCAAAAUAAUGAUAUUCAAAUUCAAAAAAAUUAUUAA